AUGACGCCAUCAACCACGAAGCAAUGGAUCGUGUCCCGCAAUGACAAGGGGUUUGAUGGCCUCGAGCCUCGCGAAGUUAAGAUCCUAGAAGUCGGCGAGAUCGAAGUUCGGAUCAAACUCAAUGCCGCAGCUUUGAACUACAGAGACUUGGUGAUCGCAAAGGGCACUUACCCUCACCCACACAAGCUGCCCGUCGUCCCACUGUCUGAUGGCGCAGGCGAGGUCGCCGCAGUCGGCUCUAAAGUCCGACAGUUCAAGCAAGGCGACAAAGUGGCCACCUUGUUCCUCCAAAGGAGCAUGUAUGGGCCCAUGACCCCGGAUGCCUGGCCUAGCGGAAUCGGAGGUGUUCUCGAUGGAACCUUGCGCCAGUAUGGAGUGUUUCCUAAAACGGGCCUGGUGCGGGCUCCGAGGAGCCUCGACGACAUCGAGACCGCUACUCUGUCGUGCGCCGCGCUGACUGCGUGGAACUGCCUCUACGGCCUCAAACAGGUCAAGCCCGGGGAGUUUGCCAAGGCAGCGGGGGCGACCGUGAUUGCGACAACGUCUUCUGCGGCCAAGGCCGAGAAGCUCAAGCAGCUCGGUGCCGAUUUUGUGAUCAAUUACAAAGAAGAUGUAAACUGGGGCAAGACUGCUCGGGGCCUUACCCUCCAAGGCGUGGGGGUUGACCAUAUCAUCGAAGUCGGCGGUGCAAAGACCAUCGAGCAGAGUCUGGAGGCUAUCAAAUUCGAGGGUGUCAUCAGCAUCAUUGGAUUCCUUGCCAGCCAGGAUGUCAAGACAAGCGUCUUUGAAUGCCUCCAAAAGGUGUGCACGACCCGCGGUGCUGUCGUGGGCUCUCGGGCCAUGAUGGAGGAUAUGAUUGCGGCCAUUGAAGCCAAUGACAUCCACCCCGUCAUUGACCGCGAGGUUUUCACUUUCGAGCAGGCAAAAGAAGCCUAUCAGUAUCUGUGGGACGCGAAGCAUUUUGGCAAGGUGGCCAUCCGAAUCGAUUGA
Diaporthe amygdali is the source of this 990-nucleotide messenger RNA. Its product is annotated as zinc-binding dehydrogenase. Gene Ontology annotation, molecular function: oxidoreductase activity. The coding region runs from base 1 to 990 and encodes 329 amino acids. The transcript is spliced from 4 exons. Lineage: Eukaryota; Fungi; Ascomycota; Sordariomycetes; Diaporthales; Diaporthaceae. The record is from RefSeq and is a predicted model, not a curated record.